AUACUAGUAGUAAUCUAGAUUUAGUACUCGUACGUACUUCAAUUCCCAGCAAACUCCAAGAUUUGCCUUCAACAACAAUCUGCACGGCUACCCCGUGUUACAUCACACCACCUCUCUUCCUCUCUUUCUCUCUCCUCCAUUUUUAUCUGAAUCAGUCCACAUUGGCAACUCCAAUCUCUCUCCUCUUUUCCAACAAUGGUGAAACUAUCUAUAAUUCUCUACAUUAUCAUCGGAAUCUCUCUCCUCCUCUUCCUCUCCCGUUCUCCAACCCGUGACGACUCGCACGGCCACCUUGACACCCACCGCAAUCACCGCCGCACCAACCAUCGUCGCCUGAAACUCCGGUCAAAUUUCACCUUCACAUCGCAAGACCACCUUGAACACCCUGACCCACACUUGGAGUUCCGCCACCAUCACCAUGACCCAGUUGCGUUCGAUCCGGUGGUUGCGGAGAUGGAGCGCCAGCGCGAGGACAAGGAGUGGGAGCGGAUGUACUUCGAGGAGCACCACCAGGAGAUCGCCGGACUUUCCCGGCACGGGGAGGAGAGAGAGAGUGAGCAUCAACACGGCCGUGUCGAAGAACAUCACGCUCCCGGGUAUGAGCAACAGCCGGAGUGGGAGGAUUUCAUGGAUGCUGAAGAGUAUUUGAAUGAUGAAGAGAGAUUUAAUGUGACUAGUAGAUUGUUGGUGUUGUUUCCAAAGAUUGAUGUGGACCCCAUUGAUGGGUUUGCCUCGGAAAAUGAGCUGACUGAGUGGAAUUUGCGGCAGGCUGAGACGGAGGUUUAUCAUAGGACUCAAAGGGAGAUGGAGUUACAUGAUAAGAAUCGUGAUGGGUUUGUUUCGUUUUCUGAGUAUGAGCCUCCUAGUUGGGUUAAAUCUGCAGAUAAUAGUACCUUUGGAUAUGAAAUGGGUUGGUGGAGAGAGGAUCACUUCAAUGCUUCUGACAUAAAUGGAGAUGGUCUUUUAAAUAUUACAGAGUUCAAGGACUUCUUGCAUCCUGCUGAUACGAAGAACCCAAAGUUACUUCAGUGGCUGUGCAAAGAGGAAAUACGGGAAAGGGACACAGAUAAAGAUGGAAAGGUCAACUUCAGCGAAUUUUUCCAUGGGCUUUUUGAUUUGGUGAGAAACUACGAAGAAGAUGGGCAUGGGCACAAUUCUACUCAUCAUUUAGAUGAUUCUACUGAAACUCCUGCUGCUAGGAAAUUGUUUAAUGAGCUUGACAAAGAUGGUGAUGGGUUAUUGUCAGACCCAGAGUUGUUACCUAUAAUUGAUAAGCUUCAUCCUUCAGAACGCUACUAUGCCAAACAACAGGCAGAUUACAUCAUAUCUCAGGCUGAUACAGAUAAAGACGGACGGCUUUCACUGGGAGAGAUGAUUGACAAUCCAUAUGUUUUCUAUAGUACUAUUUUCAGUGAUGAAGACGACUAUGACUACCAUGAUGAGCUUCGUUAAUUUUACAAUAGGAUGGAAUUUUUUUUUAUCAAGUAACAUUUGCAAGUUGUAGAGUUGGUAUAACAAAGAUUUAAAUGUGAUUAGGAGCUCAACUGUCCAAAUUUUAAGAUUAUGGCUCUCAUGCUGUUUUCGGAACUUCCUCGGAGUUAGAUGACAUCAAGAAUUUGACUUUGAAGCGAUGACAUUUAGUUUUUGCACCUAGUUUAGCUACAUACUGUUUUUCCUUGUAUGUUUACUAGUAAUCUGGUAUGUUAAUAGCAUACGAUAGCCUAUUAUAAAAGGGUCAUAUAGUUGAAAUACAUGAAUAGGGUUAGGUGGUUUUGGGGGGGGGGGGGGGGGGG
This is a messenger RNA of Chenopodium quinoa (quinoa), 1793 nucleotides long. RefSeq names its product reticulocalbin-2-like. Bases 196 to 1452 code for a protein of 418 amino acids. NCBI's taxonomy places the organism in Eukaryota, Viridiplantae, Streptophyta, Magnoliopsida, Caryophyllales, Amaranthaceae. Gene Ontology annotation, cellular component: endoplasmic reticulum. The transcript has 8 exons. The record is from RefSeq and is a predicted model, not a curated record. Gene Ontology annotation, molecular function: calcium ion binding.